UGGGCGAGAAGAGGGAGCAAAGCGGCUUCUGCCCUUAUCCCUUCCGCCAUGUCCCUCAUCUCUUCCUUCCUCCACCUCAAUCUCCGCCAUCCGUCUCCCUUCCUCCAUGGCUCCCUCCCUCCUCUACCCAAGAUCUCACCUUUCUCCUCCCCGGCCGCGCGGCCACAGCCCCCGCCCUCCGCCCUCACCGUCAGGGCCAUGAAGACCAUGCAGGGCCGGGUGGUCUGCGCCACCAACGACAAGACCGUGGCGGUGGAGGUCAUCCGCCUCGCCCCCCACCCCAAGUACAAGCGCCGCGUCCGCAAGAAGAAGAAGUACCAGGCCCAUGACCCCGAGAACCGGUUCAAGGUCGGCGACUACGUCCAGCUCGAGAAAUCCCGCCCCAUCAGCAAAACCAAGGCCUUCGUCGCCAUCCCCGUCACCGCCCGCAACGCCCCCAAGUCGGCCCAGCCUGUGCCGCUCGAUCUCGAUUUGCCCCCUCCAGAGUCUCAGGACUAACAGGGAAGCCCCGACAUCACUCGUUGGAUGUACUAAGCCCUUUGUUGUCAUUAAUUUCCUAGUGCAUGACAUGUUGCGGAUUAUUCUUGCCAUCUCUAAUGCAUGGUGUUUCUUUACUGUAUAUUUUCACUUUAUUUCAAGACUUGGCUAUUAUCUCUUCAUGUGGUUGUUUAACAUUGCUUACUUUAUGUAUGCUAUUAUGUGUGUGUCCUUGUAAGCUUUUUCAUGUAGGGCAUUUAAGUUAAA
Zingiber officinale is the source of this 744-nucleotide messenger RNA. Its product is annotated as 30S ribosomal protein S17, chloroplastic-like. Lineage: Eukaryota; Viridiplantae; Streptophyta; Magnoliopsida; Zingiberales; Zingiberaceae. Bases 49 to 498 code for a protein of 149 amino acids. The record is from RefSeq and is a predicted model, not a curated record. Gene Ontology annotation, cellular component: ribosome. Gene Ontology annotation, biological process: translation. Gene Ontology annotation, molecular function: structural constituent of ribosome. The transcript has a single exon.